Messenger RNA from Syzygium oleosum, 1485 nucleotides. RefSeq lists its product as uncharacterized. The record is from RefSeq and is a predicted model, not a curated record. NCBI's taxonomy places the organism in Eukaryota, Viridiplantae, Streptophyta, Magnoliopsida, Myrtales, Myrtaceae. Bases 1 to 1104 code for a protein of 367 amino acids. The transcript has 4 exons.
AUGAGCAGAGACUCGAAUGAAGCUCGACAUGUUGAUAGAGACGAAGAUGUUCAUGUUGCUGGCCAUGGGAAGGGAAUAGAGAAGCCCAUGGUUGCAAUAGAGACAAUGAUUGAGACUAAUGUUUAUUCUCAGCUGAUAAAGUGGGCAUUUUUCACCACCAGCUUCUUAUUUGUUGAUGAAGCAGCAAGAGAUUUCGGAACCCACGACGGAGCUCAACCGAGUGAAGUUCUUCUUUGGAGGGUUCACUUCUUGGUAGUCGUGAAUAGAGAAAAGAUUGAAGCUGCUCUCAGAAGUUCAGUCCAAGCCCUGUUUGCAGAAUUCUAUUAUUUGCUCUGUUGGAAAAAGAGGAUCACAAGUAGAACGAUUGAAGAAGGCUAUAACAACACCCCAACUAAAGAGCUCCUUCACAUUUUCUGCUGUAAAAAGCCGACUUCUUUGGGCCAAACAGCUUUGAAUCCCCAAGAACUCUCUGCUUCAGGACUAAUCUCUAAUACCCAGUUGAACGAUUGCCAGAAUCAGGUACAACAACUACAAGUCCACUCAAACAAGGAUAUUCUGGUAAAACCAUGUGAAGAGGAGAGCAUGGAGACAGAGCUCAUGAGGCUGCACAAGCUUGGAGGGCCUCCCAGAUUUCUCUUCACCAUUGUUGAAGAGACAAAGGAAGACUUGGAGUCAGAAGACGGCAGGUCCAGAGGCGAAAAGGGCUCAAGAGGAAGGAGCUUGAGUGACUUGCUUUUUACUGUGGAGACCCCAUUUCUCACUCCUCUUGCCUCUCCAUCUCUCCUCACGCCCCCUCUCACUUCCCCUGCGAACACAUACCAUAACCCGCAUGGAUUCAACCCUCUCUUUGAGUCCUCAACUGAUGCAGAGUUCAGCAGGAUCAGGGCAUCACCACCACCAAAGUUCAAGUUCUUGCAGGAUGCAGAAGAGAAGCUGAGAAAGAAAAUGAGGGAGGACUCUGAGAGGAAUGUUGUCAGAAAUGGUGGUCACAUUCAUCAUUAUAGUCAGAGUCAGAGAGUUACUGAUUCAAAGUCUGUGGGAGAAGUGGAGGAAGACGGGUCAUUCUUGAGCAUCCUAAUUGAUAAAAACAGGAGAGAGAAGUGAAUCGCCAGCAUCAUCUCUCCCCCGCCCAAACUAAAAAACUUGACAGUUUCUUGGUUAAUCCAAUCCACAACAACCCUUGUACAAUGAACCGCGAAUUAGUGAACUUUCAAGAGAAGAGAGAAGAAGACUGGAUCCUGCAAAAAGAUGUAGAAAUGAAAAGGUGGGUCUCAAGGCAAGUGGAGGACCGGUGGGGUUAACUUUUUUUUUUUAUCCAACUCCAGGUCUGCUCCUGAUUUUUUACCUGUGUAAUCAUUCUUGUGAGUGAGAUUACUGCUGAAUACUGAUGCUUCAGUCAAAAGCAGUGUGAUUCUCGUUUCUUUCCUUUAUUUCAACAAUAUUGCUGUUCUUUGUGUCUGUAAAAUUUUGUCUGCAUUCUCGUGA